Messenger RNA from Pelmatolapia mariae (spotted tilapia), 3791 nucleotides. RefSeq names its product NACHT, LRR and PYD domains-containing protein 3-like. Bases 1 to 3411 code for a protein of 1136 amino acids. Lineage: Eukaryota; Metazoa; Chordata; Actinopteri; Cichliformes; Cichlidae. Gene Ontology annotation, biological process: intracellular signal transduction. The record is from RefSeq and is a predicted model, not a curated record. Gene Ontology annotation, molecular function: protein binding. The transcript has 8 exons.
AUGACGUCAGUCGACCUCUUGGACAUUCUGGAGGAGUUGAGAGGAAAGGAGUUUGAUGACUUUAAGUGGUUCCUGCAGCAGGACAGCUGCCUGGAAGGCCUCCCAUCAAUCAAAGCAUGUCAGCUGGAAAAAGCAGAAAGGCGGGACACCGUGAGUCUGAUGGUACAGAUCUACAGACUUCCAGGAGCUGUGGAGGUGACCAGAAAGGUUCUAGAAAGGCUCAGCAGGAAUGACCUGUUGCAGAGCUUGUCUUCUCUCGCUCACACACCGGCUCCUCUUCCUCACCCUGAAGAUGUGGUGGUUCCAGUACCAGAGCCUCGCCCCAUCAAGUUUUUCCAGCAAAUGCUUCAAUCAAACUUCCAGGACAAGUUUAUGUGUGCACAAGAAGGUUGGGCAGAAGAUAAACAGCGUCUGGUUGAUAUCUACACAGAGCUGUACAUCACAGCUGGGUAUGAUGUACAUAUCAACACACAGCAUGAGGUCCGGCAGAUUGAGAAAGUAUGGAAGCCAGCAGAACCAGAGAAACCCAUUAGACCCACAGACAUGUUCAAACAUCCUUCAGGAGACUACAGACCCAUCAAAACAGUGAUGACCAAUGGAAUCGCAGGAAUUGGAAAAACCUUCCUUGUUCACAAGUUUGUUUUGGACUGGGCUGAACAAAGAUCCAAUCAAGAUGUGCAUCUGAUUUUCCCCUUCACCUUCCGUCAGCUGAAUCCUCUGAAGGGAGAAAAGUUCAGUUUGGCAGAGCUCAUUCAUGAAUGCAUCCCAGAAACUGUAGGCAUCCCACAGGAGGCUCUGAAUUACAUCUUUACAGAUGUUCAGUCAUCAGGAAUCACCAACUAUGACAAGAGUAAAUUCAAACUUCUGUUUGUGUUUGAUGGGCUGGAUGAGAGCCGCCUUCAUCUCGACCUUCAUUCUGAAGACAUUCGCUCUGUCGAUGUAACAAAGGCAACUAAAACAGAUGUCCUGCUGAGGAAACUCAUCAAUGGGAAACUGCUACGCUCUGCUCGCAUCUGGGUAACCACACGGCCUGCAGCAGCCAAUCAGAUCCCUCGAGAGUUUAUCAGCAGUACAACUGAGGUCAGGGGGUUCACAGACCCACAGAAAGAGGAGUACUUCAAAAAGAGAUUCAAAGGUAAGGAGCAAGCUGACAAACUCAUCUCCCAUAUUGAGACAUCGCGAAGCCUCCACAUCAUGUGCCACAUCCCAGUCUUCUGCUGGAUCACUGCAACAGUUCUGGAGGAUGUGUUGAAAACCAGAGAGGGAGGAGAGCUGCCCAAGACUCUGACUGAGAUGUACGCAGAGUUCCUGGUGUUUCAGAUUGAUCGGACAAAAGAAAAGUAUGGCCCAGAGAAGAGCAUUCAAUACAUUAAGUCAUUAGCAAAACUGGGCUUUGAGCAGCUGCAAAAGGGCAACCUGAUCUUCUAUGAGAAAGAUCUGAGAGAGAGCGGCAUUGAUUUCAGUGAAGCCUCGGUGUGCUCAGGAGUGUUCACAGAGAUCUUCAAAGAAGAUCGAGGAAGGAAAGGGAAAGACAAGAUGUUCAGCUUCGUCCAUCUGAGCGUUCAGGAGUUUCUGGCUGCUCUUUAUGUGAGGAUGUCGCUUAUAAAUAGCAACAAAAAUGUGAUGCUUUCACCGCCACUGUCUCUGAAAAACCUUCGACUGCUUUUCAGUAAAAUAUCUUCAAAGAAGAUCAACAAAAUUUCGAUUGACAGGGCCUUACAGAGUUCAAACGGCCACCUGGACUUGUUCCUUCGCUUCCUCUUGGGUCUUUCACUGCAGACCAAUCAGGAUAAACUACAGAGCCUACUGAAAAAAACAGACUGUCGGUCAAAAACCAACCAGAAAACAAUCCAGUAUAUCAAGGAGAAGCUCAGUGAGAAUCUGUCUCCAGAGAGAAACAUUAAUCUUCUCCACUGUCUGAAUGAACUAAAUGAUCGUUCUCUAAUAGAGGAGAUCCAACAGUAUCUAAGUUCAGGAAGCCUCUCCACAUAUGAACUUUCUCCAGCUCAGUGGGCCGCUUUGGUCUUCAUCUUACUGUCAUCAGAAGAAGAUCUGCAUGUUUUUGACCUGAAGAAAUAUUCUGCUUCUGCUUCAGAAGAAGCUUUUUUGAGGCUUUUGCCAGUGGUCAAAGCCUCCACCAAAGCUCUAUUGAGUGGCUGUAAUCUGUCAGAGAGAAGCUGUGAAGCUUUGUCUUCAGUUCUCAGUUCCCAGUCCUCCAAUCUGAGAGAACUGGACUUGAGUAACAACAAUUUGCAGGGAUUGGGUCUGAAGUUGCUCUCUGCAAUACUGGAGACUCCUCACUGUACACUACAGAGCCUCAGGUUGAAUCAAACCAAUCUCACAGAAAAAUGUUGCCAGGACUUCUCACUAUUUCUCAACUCCCAGUUCUCCAGUCUGAGAGACCUGGACCUGAGUAACAAUGACCUGAAGGAUUCAGGAGUGAGGCUACUCUCUGCUGGAAUGGUUCAUCAUCACUGUAACCUACAGACGCUCAGGUUGAAUCAAACUGGCCUUACAGAGAAAUGCUGCCGCCAAUUGUCGUUAGUACUCAGCUCCCAGGUGUUAAGUCUGAGAAUCCUGGACGUGAGUAACAACGAUCUGCACGAUUUAGGAGUGAAACUACUCUCUGCUGGACUGAAGGAUUCUGACUGUGGACUAGAGACUCUCAAGCUGUCAGGCUGCCAGAUCACAGAGGAGGGCUGUACUUCUCUGGCCUCAUCUCUGAAUUCCAAUCCUUCCCAUCUCAGAGAGCUGGAUCUGAGCUACAAUCACCCAGGAGACUCAGGAGUGAAGCUUCUUUCUGCUGGGUUGAAGGAUCCUCAGUGGAAGCUUGAAACUCUCUGGCUGGAACAUUGUGGAGAGCAGAGGCUGAGACCCGGUCUGAAGAAGUAUUUCUGUGCACUUGUACCGGACACAAAUACAUUACACAGAAACCUCAAACUAUCUGACAACAACAGGAAGCUGACACGUGUGAUGGAAGAGCAGCCAUAUCCCUUUCACUCAGAGAGGUUUCACUCCUUUGUGCAAAUGGUGUGUACCAGUGGGCUGACUGGUCGCUGUUACUGGGAGGUGGAGUGGGAAGGAAUGAUUGACAUAGCAGUGAGUUACAGAGAAAACAGAAACACUUUCCAAAGGGUUCGGUUUGGAGACAAUAACUACUCGUGGAGUCUAAGGUGCUCUUAUGUUGGGUGCUAUGCAAUGCACAAUAACAGAGGAGCACGCGUCUCCUCCUCCUCUGUCCUCGACAGAAUAGCGGUGUACGUGGACUGGCCUGCUGGCAUGCUGUCCUUCUACAGAGUCUCCUCUGACUCACUGAUCCACCUCCACACCUUCAACACCACCUUCACUGAACCUGUGUAUCCUGGGUUCUGGUUGUCCAAUCACUCCUCGGUGUCUCUGUGUUCUCUGUAGCAGGGAGAUCCUCCAGUGAGGACACUGACACACAUGAACAGAUGUUUAUUAUUCUUUUCUCGUCUGGUAGUUUAGACUGAUCCGAGUCGCGUCUGGUUAAGUCCUCAGACCUUGGAGAAAGCCCUGGCUUGCACUGAACACUUGUCGACACUUGGUGGCGCCACAGCGAAUGUGAUCACUAGAAUGGACCGGAUGGAUGGACUGAUGGUGAAUAAUACAGACAACCUGUGACAUUUUCACAUUCUGCAUCAUAAACAUGUUUAUUUCAUCAGAUUACUGGACUGUUUCUGUGGUUCUGAGUUUAGAUGUAAAUGUACAAAAACAGGUUUUAAGGAAAUACAGCACUAAACUACAAACCACACAUAACGUCUGACACAGUG